Molecule: messenger RNA, 438 nt
Organism: Lynx canadensis (Canada lynx)
Lineage: Eukaryota; Metazoa; Chordata; Mammalia; Carnivora; Felidae
Product: single-stranded DNA-binding protein, mitochondrial-like
Biological process (GO): mitochondrial DNA replication; positive regulation of helicase activity
Cellular component (GO): mitochondrial nucleoid
Molecular function (GO): single-stranded DNA binding
Source: RefSeq, a predicted model, not a curated record
AUGUUUCAAAGACCCGUGUUAGGGGUAUUUCAUCAGUCUGUAAGAAGUGAGUCUGAAACUGCCAGCUUUGAUCCUGAAAGAUCUCUGAACUGUGUGCAGCUCCUUGGGACAGUGGGUCAGGACCCCGUCAUGAGACAGGUGGAAGGGAAGAACCCGGUCACGAUAUCUCUAGCAACGAAUGAGGUGUGGCGGUCAGGGGAGAGUGGAGCGCACCAAAUGGGUGCUGUCGGUCAGACGACAGAGCACAGAGUAUCAGUAUUCGGACCAGGCCUCAGAGACAUGGCGUAUCAGUAUGUGAAAAAGGGGUCCCGCAUCUACGUGGAAGGGAAACUCAACUACAGUGAAUACACAGGUAAACACAAUGUGGGGCCACAAGUGACAACAAUCAGAGCUGGUAAUAGUCUAUUUCUGGGUGACCUGACCAAAGAAAAGGCAUAG